Messenger RNA from Cylicostephanus goldi, 703 nucleotides. Lineage: Eukaryota; Metazoa; Nematoda; Chromadorea; Rhabditida; Strongylidae. The record is from the annotation of a GenBank genome assembly.
AUGACAACGAUGGUGGAGAUGGAGCACCUAUGGACGCAAGUCGUGACAUCUCUCACGUGAAGGCCAUUCUGGAGGAAGCUGGCAUAACCGAUUAUGAUCCGCGUGUUGUUCAUUUGCUUUUGGAUCUGCUCUACACUACUACCUCUGGCUUGUUGACUGAAGCAAAGGCUAUUUCACAGCAUUGCGGAAAAAUGGUGAUUGACGAGACGGAUGUACAAAUCGCGGUUGAGAUGAGUGGUGAGUACAGGAGGUGUAGUUCUGUCUACUGUCGGUGUAAUGUUCAAUAUCAGGUUUCCGCUAGUGGGAUUGGUUUUGUGGUAUUUCUCAAAAAGUACUUCAUUAUUCGAGUAAUCACUACGUCAACAGAACAUGUAAAUUAUGAUUCAGGACUCUUGUGUGACGGCAAGCCUAACCGAGCUGAUUUACUGAAAAUGGCGUGCGAGCGGAAUGCACAGCCUUUACCUCAAAUCCGUCACAAUUUCGGACUCAAGCUUCCCAACGACAGAUUCUGUUUGUUGCAACCAAAUGUCGAAUGGCGUGGAUCGGAUAGAACAACAGCAGAUCUGCUGGCCAACAAUGCUCCUCUCACAGUAGGACAGCCUCCGGCUCAUGGAUAUGGCGACGAUAGCUUGCAACAGCUGAGACCAGAGCAUGUCACUAAUCUGCUCAAGAGACCAGCAGAGGAGGACUUUGAUGCAUGAUG